This is a messenger RNA of Annulohypoxylon maeteangense, 339 nucleotides long. RefSeq lists its product as uncharacterized. The record is from RefSeq and is a predicted model, not a curated record. NCBI's taxonomy places the organism in Eukaryota, Fungi, Ascomycota, Sordariomycetes, Xylariales, Hypoxylaceae. Bases 1 to 339 code for a protein of 112 amino acids. The transcript has 2 exons.
AUGGGCCGUUGGGGAAUGCGCCUUUUUGAGGGGGAUGCGGACCUUGAUAUCGCAAUCGCGAUCAACGAAACCUUCGACCUGAAUUUAGACUUAUCCAAGAUGGUUCACCAAACGGAUAUGUUGUGUCCCGCAUUAAUGCGCCUCUACUACCUGACUCCCGAGUACGCUGAGAUGCUUUCGGAACUCGUAACCGAUAUGCGCGCCAAACUCGAUACCGAUGACUUAGGGCAUAGGGUGUUCGCAUAUUGGCGUUCAAAGGAGACUGAAGUAGGUGGCGAAUACCGCGUUAUCAUAGUAGGCGCGUUACUAAUGCGCGCUGGUGCUAAAAUGGAAGAGUAA